Molecule: messenger RNA, 345 nt
Organism: Staurois parvus
Lineage: Eukaryota; Metazoa; Chordata; Amphibia; Anura; Ranidae
Source: the annotation of a GenBank genome assembly
GGGUUUCACCUACAGGUCCUACCGGAUGGGAAGAUUAAUGGUGUUCAUAGUGAAAGCCCUUAUAGUCUCUUAGAAAUUUCCACAGUAGAAAGAGGAGUUAUUAGCUUGUACGGUAUGAAGACUGAACAAUUUAUAGCAAUGAACAACAAAGGAAGAGUAUAUGCUUCAGCAACGUUUCAGGAUGAGUGCAAGUUUAAGGAAAUUCUGCUAUCAAACAAUUAUAAUGCCUAUGAAUCUCAGCAAUACAAAGGUGCUUACCUUGGAUUAAGCAAGCAUGGGAAAAUUAAAAGAGGAACGAAAAUUUCACCCGCAAUGACCGUCACGCAUUUUCUUCCGCGAAUAUGA